Messenger RNA from Ananas comosus (pineapple), 2875 nucleotides. Its product is annotated as nuclear poly(A) polymerase 1. The coding region runs from base 719 to 2872 and encodes 717 amino acids. The transcript is spliced from 10 exons. NCBI's taxonomy places the organism in Eukaryota, Viridiplantae, Streptophyta, Magnoliopsida, Poales, Bromeliaceae. The record is from RefSeq and is a predicted model, not a curated record. Gene Ontology annotation, molecular function: poly(A) RNA polymerase activity; RNA binding. Gene Ontology annotation, cellular component: nucleus.
ACUAUUAAACAAAUAAAACCUCGUUUUCGGAAACCCAAAAACGCUCGCUCGCUCGCACGCUCGCUCCCCUAGGGUUUCCGCUUAUCGUUGGAGCGGCCCAAAUCGAAGGCCGAAGCUCGCGAUCUCCUCGAUUCGAUCGAUCGACGUGGGCAACGAAGUCGAAGCGAAGCCGCUGAGAGGAAUCGAGAUUGUUCGGAGUGAGCGAUUUCGCCAAAGGAUCGGUUCCGUUUCCCGUUUUUCUAGGGUUUCGAUUUGAUCUAUUCAUAGCUGUUCUAAUUAGUUUCGAGGAUAAGAAUUUGAGUUGUUACAUCGAAAUAGUGAAGAUUAGAUAGGGUUGUAAUCCAUCAAAGUUGUGGUUUUUAGGGUUUUCGAUCGGUGAUCGUUGUAAUCGAAAUAAUGGAUUUUUGUUCUUGUGAUGUUUGAAACCAGCUCCGCACAGUAGUUUUUUUUUAAUUUUUUCCCCUUAUUUUCGUUAUAUUAUUUGUUUUCUUUUUCCUCUUCUUCUUUGUUCUUGUCAUCUGGAAAGAAAAAAAAAAGAAAAGAAAAAAACCCCAGAACAAAAGACUGAUUAUUAAUUGCCUUUGUUCUUUUGCUUCAUCGCUGGAGGGGAUUUUAUCUGGCAUACAUAAAAAAAGAGAACGAAACUUGUAUAUUUAUAUAAUUUUGAGGCAAAAAAUAAAGUAUUGGGUGAGGAAAUAAAAUAACCAUCAUAUACGCAAUGGGGAGCUCUGGAGUAUCUAAGCCGAAUAAGGGGUACCUUGGAGUCACCGAGCCGAUUUCCUGGAGUGGGCCAAAUGACUUUGAUGUGAUCAAGACCCAGGAGCUAGAAAAGUUUCUUGCGGAUGUUGGACUGUAUGAGAGCCAGGAAGAGGCAGUGGCUCGAGAAGAGGUGUUGGGGAGAUUGGAUCAGAUUGUGAAGGUUUGGGUUAAAAAGGUGAGCAGGGCCAAGGGUCUCAAUGAGCAGUUUGUCCAAGAAGCAAAUGCUAAGAUCUUCACAUUUGGUUCUUACCGUCUUGGGGUACAUGGCCCUGGUGCAGAUAUUGACACAUUAUGUGUCGGCCCAAGACAUGCAACUAGAGAAGAAGACUUCUUCAUAGAACUACAUAAUAUGCUAGCUGAGAUGCCAGAAGUGGCAGAACUACAUCCUGUCCCUGAUGCUCAUGUACCUGUAAUGAAGUUUAAGUUUAAUGGAGUAUCUAUAGAUCUUUUGUAUGCAAGGCUGUCGCUUUGGGUGAUUCCUGAAGAUUUAGAUAUUUCGCAGGAUUCUAUUUUGCAGAAUGCUGAUGAACAGACUGUUCGUAGCUUGAAUGGGUGCAGAGUAACGGAUCGAAUUUUACGUUUGGUGCCUAGUAUCCAGAACUUUCGGACAACCUUGAGAUGUAUGAGAUUUUGGGCCAAGCGUCGCGGAGUUUACUCAAAUGUUGCAGGAUUCCUCGGUGGUAUAAAUUGGGCACUCCUCGUCGCACGUAUAUGCCAGUUGUAUCCAAAUGCGCUCCCCAGCAUGCUGGUCUCUCGGUUCUUUAGGGUUUACACACAGUGGAGAUGGCCUAACCCGGUGAUGCUAUGCAGUAUUGAGGAGGGUACCCUCGGACUUCCUGUGUGGGAUCCACGAAGGAAUUUCAGGGAUAGGCUCCACCAGAUGCCCAUAAUAACGCCCGCCUACCCAUCCAUGAAUUCCAGCUACAAUGUCUCUUCUAGUACUUUGCGUGUUAUGACCGAGGAGUUUCAACGUGGAUUUGAUAUAUGUGAGGCAAUGGAAGCAAAUAGAUCUGAGUGGGAUACUCUGUUUGUGCCCUAUCCGUUCUUUGAAGCCUACAAACACUAUCUGGAGAUUGACAUAACAGCAGAAAAUGAAGACGACCUCCGGAAAUGGAAAGGCUGGGUAGAAUCUCGUCUUCGCACUCUCACCUUGAAGAUCGAAAAACACACAUAUGGAAUGCUCCAAUGCCACCCCCACCCAGGCGACUUCUCUGACAAAUCGAAGUCAUUCCACUGCUGCUUCUUCAUGGGCCUAAGAAAAAAACAGGAUGCACCAACCCGGGAAGGUGAACAAUUUGAUAUUAGGGCAACUGUCGAAGAGUUUAAGCUUGCUAUCGGCAUGUAUAGUCUAUGGAAACCCGGAAUGGAAAUCCAAGUCUCUCAUAUAAAGCGUCGAAACGUCCCUUCUUUUGUCUUUCCAAAUGGCAUUAGGCCUUUACGCCCUCCACCCAAAGCAGACAAAGAAACUAGCAGUCAGAAAAAGCUGGCUUCUGAAAGUGUUCCUGCUGGUGACGAAGGUCCUUCUGGUACAAUAAACACCAAAGAAGCUGUCGAGUCGAGAAAGAGGAAACAACUGGGGGAUCCCACAGAGGCGAGUCCGGAAUUCAAAGUACCCAAAAUUGUCGAGAAAAGCUCUCCUGCUGCUAAUGUGUGCCCUGAAGAAGCAGAAGCACUUGCUAUCACGAAAAUAAUAGGUGGUGGGGGAUUAUCUACAGCUGGUGCAGAAGCGCCUCCCGAGCAGCUUGAUGAGCUGGAUUACUUGGAAUCAGAGGUACAAAAGAAAGAUUUCGAAGGCGAUAAUAGCAACUCUAUUGAGUCUUUGACUGCAAAAAAUAGUGCUGCACAAAAUGGAAGUAUACCCAGCAAUUUUACGAGCAAUGGAGGCGUUGAAGAGCUUGAGGUCUUUGCCUUUUGUAUUCUGUUUCUUUUUCUUUUCAUUUAUCAUUUCCUGAUUAUUGGUGGUUGUAAAGAGAAGUUAGUAGCUGUCUUCAUUAUUUAUUUGCAACACCAUAUUUGUACUACACUACUAUUUGAUUGCCACUCUGCUUUGUAUAAUGGACAUAGAGGAAUUUUUAGUGAAUACUAUGUUUUACGGCAUGUAAUUUUUGGGUGAUUA